UGCAAUGACCAUAUCAGACCUGAAACCUCAACUCAGGGUUAGCAUACUAACCACCUCCAGAUGCCCACCUCCUCCUCCACCUCCUCCCCCAGGCCAGAGGGGUACUGGGCGGGGUGUGUGUUCCUGUUCCUCUGCCUGAUGAUGCCCGCCGUGCCUGGUGCCAACCUGCUGUGCUUCUACAGCUACAUCACUCCCAGGAACAGAAGCGUGGAGCUCAUCCUGUCGGAGUGUCCUCCGACCAAGCUGUGCUUCACCGCUGACGGGCGUUACGGCAACUACAGCGCGCUCAUCGCCCGGGGCUGCAUGUGGAAAGCGGACUGCAGCAAGGUCCACCCCCUGGUGCUUCGAGGAACCAGGUUCACCAUGCAGUACGCCUGCUGUGAUUAUAACUACUGUAACUCCGGCCCUCGUGUUACGGCCUAUUCCUUCCCCCUCAUACUUACCCUGCUGCUGGUCAGCGCACAAACCUGAACUCCUGAUAUAGUUAAUCUGCUACAGGACAGAACGAUGUUACCCUUUUUAUGUUGGAGAUGGACAGAAUAUUGUAUGAACAGCUUCAUCCUGUGACACCCAGUCUUGCCAAACUGAGGUGAAUCCUAACAAGAAUGUCUCCCGAACAAUACAACAAUUAUUGGAUUGCUUAUUAGAACGAUUGUUUUGAUUAUUAAAUAAAUUAACUUUUAUAAAUCGGAUAA
Osmerus eperlanus (European smelt) is the source of this 695-nucleotide messenger RNA. RefSeq names its product bouncer (gene bncr). The coding region runs from base 61 to 471 and encodes 136 amino acids. The transcript has a single exon. The record is from RefSeq and is a predicted model, not a curated record. NCBI's taxonomy places the organism in Eukaryota, Metazoa, Chordata, Actinopteri, Osmeriformes, Osmeridae. Gene Ontology annotation, cellular component: membrane. Gene Ontology annotation, biological process: sperm-egg recognition.